This is a messenger RNA of Notolabrus celidotus (New Zealand spotty), 1452 nucleotides long. RefSeq names its product zinc finger BED domain-containing protein 1-like. The transcript is spliced from 6 exons. The record is from RefSeq and is a predicted model, not a curated record. Gene Ontology annotation, molecular function: protein dimerization activity. NCBI's taxonomy places the organism in Eukaryota, Metazoa, Chordata, Actinopteri, Labriformes, Labridae. Bases 478 to 1452 code for a protein of 324 amino acids.
AAGAAUCAGAGCUAUGGUGGUGUGGUUAAAAAAGUCUAGCUUGGCUAAACCUGUCCUAAAAGAGAAGCAGCGUCUUCUUGGUAAGUGGAAAUCAACAUGGAAUAAACUUAGAGCAAAAUUCCAUGGCUAAAUCAGUUAUUGAACUAUUACUACAAAUACACAACCAGUUUGACAACCACACACACACUGUCUCUCUUUAGGUCUUCCAGAACAUGCUGCUAUGAUGGAGCGAUUUCUGGAGCAGUUCCCUGCCAUCAAGGCAGCCUCCAUGGACCCUCGGUUAAUAAAUCAAUGGAGAAAGACAGGAAUUGUAGAUAAGGAUGGACAUUGAUAUAACCUUAUUCCGUUAUCAAUAUGAUUUAAUGUGCUCUAAAGGCUGCAGUCUAGCUAAUUAAACAUAGAAAAUGUGUAUAUUUUUUCAGACUGGAGAGGCUUUCUGAUGAGGAUUACAGAUAAGCAGAACAGUUUGUCAGAGUUAUGAAGAUCCUCUAUACUUCAACCAUCUGCAUCUCCAGUGAAAGGAGUCCAACUCUGGACCAGAUUCUACCCAUCUUGGGGAAACUCCAGCACCACUUCACAGUUACUGAUGAGGACUCCUCCUUUAUUCAGUCCAUAAAGGAAAAGAUCUGGGAUAACCUCUCAAAAAGAUACCAAGAUGAGAGCAUCAGGCAGUUCUUGGAGGAGGGCACAGCCUUAGACUCAAGAUUCAAGACGAAAGUGGCCGAUGGAGUGUGGAACAGACUAGAGGAGGAGCUGAUGAGCAGGAUCUCACAGCAGAAUAAAGGUGUAAUGACCCAGGCCCAGCAGAUGGAGCAGAACUUCGAAGAGAGUGCUGGUGACCAUGUCGACGACUCGUCUGAUGAAGACUGUACAGCUGCAGGAGCAACAAUGAAGAAGCCAAAGCUCUCUGCCCUUGAGGAGCUGUUUGCUGACGAGGACAUAGCAGUUGAAAUAAGACAAGAGAACACUCUCAGCACCGCAGAGAAGGUUCAGGGGGAGUUACAGGAUUACAGAGGUCUGCCAUCUACCCUAACCUCAGUGAAUCCAGUAAGCUGGUGGUGGAAUGUGAGGGACACUCUGCCAAUGCUAUCAAACUUGGCAACCAGGUAUCUCUGUGUGCAAGCAUCAUCCACACCCUCAGAGCGUACUGCUGGGGACACCAUCAACCAGGAGUGGGCUUGCCUGGGCCUGGGUCUGGGUCUGGGCCUGGGUCUGGGCCUGGGCCUGGGUCUGGGUCUGAGGAAAACCGCCUCCUCAAGCCUGGGCCUGGGUCUGGGCCUGGGUCUGGGCCUGGGUCUGGGUCUGGGCCUGGGCCUGGGCCUGGGCCUGGGUCUGGGCCUGGGCCUGGGUCUGGGCCUGGGUCUGGGUCUGGGCCUGGGCCUGGGCCUGGGUCUGGGCCUGGGCCUGGGUCUGGGCCUGGGUCUGGGCCUGGGCCUGGGCCUGGGUCUGUAG